Entelurus aequoreus (snake pipefish) is the source of this 1896-nucleotide messenger RNA. RefSeq names its product glycosyltransferase-like domain-containing protein 1. NCBI's taxonomy places the organism in Eukaryota, Metazoa, Chordata, Actinopteri, Syngnathiformes, Syngnathidae. The record is from RefSeq and is a predicted model, not a curated record. Gene Ontology annotation, molecular function: glycosyltransferase activity. The transcript has 12 exons. The coding region runs from base 51 to 1250 and encodes 399 amino acids.
UACGUCAUGACGUGAUGACGUCAUGAGAGACGCGACCUGACGCCGGCGACAUGGAAGAGCAGGUCACGUGCUCCUCCGGCGUCCUGCUGCUGGAGGCCUUCUACGGGGGUUCUCACCGCCAGCUGACGGACCUGCUGAGCGCCCAGCUGGACUCCUGUUGCGUCUUCACGCUGCCCGCCAAGAAGUGGCACUGGAGGGCCCGGACCUCGGCGCUCUACUUCAGCCAGAGUGUCCCGCCCUGCCCCGCCUACAGGGUCCUGUUCUGCAGUUCGGUUCUGAACCUGUGCGAGCUGGUGGCUCUGAGGCCUGACCUGGCCCGCCUCAAAAAGGUUCUGUACUUCCACGAGAACCAGCUGGCGUAUCCGGUCCGCAAAGACCAGGACCGGGACUUCCAGUACGGCUACAACCAGGUUCUGUCAUGCCUGGUGGCGGACGUGGUGGUCUUCAACUCCGCCUACAACAUGGACUCCUUCCUGUCCGCCAUCCCCUCCUUCCUCAGGAAGAUGCCGGACCACCGGCCCAAAGGUUUGGCCCAGCUGAUCCGGCCCAAAUGCCAGGUGCUUCACUUCCCGCUCCACUUGGCCGACGUCAGCGGGCUGCUGCCCAGACACAAAGUCCUACGUGGAUCCCCCCUGCUGCCUCACGCCCAUGACACGGUCGCAGCACACACCUCAGAGAGGGCUGCGCCACCUCCUCAGCAGUCUGGUCCGGAGAGCCUAGAAGGUUCUCCUGUUGGGCCGCUGCACAUCGUCUGGCCUCACAGGUGGGAGCAUGACAAGAAUCCUGAGAUGUUCUUCAGCACCAUGUUGAAGCUGAAAGAAGAAGGUCUCCACUUCCUGUUGUCUGUGCUGGGAGAAACAUUCACUGAUGUGCCAGAGGUCUUUGUCCAGUCCAGAGCUGUGCUGGAGCCACACAUCGUCCACUGGGGCUUCCUGUCCUCCAAAGAAGACUACAUCAGGGUCCUGUGCCAGGCUGACGUGGUGGUCUCCACCGCCGCCCACGAGUUCUUUGGCGUCGCCAUGUUGGAGGCGGUCCACUGCGGGUGUUACCCUCUGUGUCCCAACGCUUUGGUCUACCCCGAACUAUUCCCAGCAGAGUACCUGUACUCCACGCCCCAGCAGCUUCACAAGAGACUGCGAGCGCUCUGCAAGAAGCCCCAAGUGGCGCGCGCACACCUGGUGCAGGUGGACACCUGCUCCUUCUCCUGGGACUUCCUCAAGGAGCGUUUCCAAAGUCUGUUGACCCCGUGACCUUGUCUUCCACCUGGUCUGGAUGAAGCCGAGGAAUGAUCUCUGGGAUCCUCCAUCCUACCGCCCUCUACCACCAGGAGGCCGGAUUACUGCAAGCCUCAGCCAGUACGUGUUUUGCAGCAGAUUUAUGAAUGCUCAGCACAAGAAAUAUGUUCCACACAUACAGUUGUUGACAAAAUACACUGUACAUUAUAUACCUCAGCUAACUCAACUAUGGAAAUGUAUAAUAUAAUUCAUAUAGCAAUACGCUCUCACUGCACAGCAGGCCAGCAGUUAGCCCAGUCAUUGCGCAAUCCAUGGUGAGGCACUGAGUGACGUGCCUCAACUGGCUGCUGAUCACCGCACCGUCUCUUCUCAGUAUUUGAACGGAAAAUGUGAAAAUAAAAAUAAAAAUAAUCUAAAACUGGUGAAAUUAAAUGGAAAAUAACUUUAGUAUAAUCACUGAAUACAUAUAACAAUUUAAUUAAUUAUUUUUUCUUUUUACUUUUUUUUUUCUUUCCAUGAUGGCAGGUGAGGCCCCGCCUCCCCUGCCUCUAGUGACGGCACGCCACUGGUAUAUAUAUACACAUAUGCAUAUAUAUAUAUAUGUGUGUGUAUAUAUACACAUGUAUAUAUAUAUACAGUACAUACACACACAUAUAUAUAU